Prunus armeniaca (apricot) is the source of this 756-nucleotide messenger RNA. Lineage: Eukaryota; Viridiplantae; Streptophyta; Magnoliopsida; Rosales; Rosaceae. The record is from the annotation of a GenBank genome assembly.
AUGUGUUCUCUGUUUCUUGGGUCAAAGAAGACUCAAAACAUUCAAAACACAUGGAAGAGAGAUGAGUUCAUAACUUCAUAUCAGCAUAACACUUCCUCUGAGCUCUAUAUUACUUCUUCUUUGUCUGAGGAAGGAUUUAAGGGUCUUCUUCGUACAACAUUCCAGCUGGGAACAUCGAGGCCCUUGUACGACAAUCGCACAUAUAUGGAUCUAGCUCCCAACCUUCCUAUCAACGACACUUUACCUCAUGCCAAAAAAGAGGGGGAGGAUGAGCUUGAUCAUCCUCGUCAGAGUUCGACAAGGGCAUUGCAUAAAUGCAUUUCCUCUCUCAUCACCAUGCUAACCGUAUUUGUCCCACUUAAGCACGCAGCUGGAGUUGCGUCUCUUCUAUUUAUUGCUGCUUUAUUGGUUUACUUCGGGUCUUUGGGUAUCAAGAUAGUCCUCCAAGCCCAAGCUCAUGAGGAUCAUUACAUUCCAGAUUUGGCUGAGUUCAUGGAUAAGAUUAGCCUCUCGUCUGGAACUCUCGCCUUGAGUUUAGAAUUGCUGAUCGUUGUUCCAGCUUUUGGGUGGUUCGCGAUCAUCGUCUGGAGCCUUUGUUUUGUGAUUGCUGUAAUCAAGUCGUACCAUCAAAGUGCUGUUGUUUUGAAAAGCUUGGGUCAGUGUGCAGUUGAUGAACUUCUUCAUGCCUUUGACAAAUUCAAAGAGCUCUUCCACUCGACCGAGGAAGCCGAGCAGCAGACUGCACUACCUAUAUAA